Messenger RNA from Penicillium griseofulvum, 726 nucleotides. RefSeq lists its product as uncharacterized. Bases 1 to 726 code for a protein of 241 amino acids. The transcript is spliced from 2 exons. The record is from RefSeq and is a predicted model, not a curated record. Lineage: Eukaryota; Fungi; Ascomycota; Eurotiomycetes; Eurotiales; Aspergillaceae.
AUGAACAAAAUGACUAAACCAAAUGAAUCUGACGACCCUCUCCGUGAGCUGAAGCCGGGAGAUGUUAAGCUUCUUAUCUACGCAAGCCUGUGCCAUAAUGGCAGGAUUGACAUGGAGAAGCUGGCUGGAUACCUUGGUCAGAAGAAGUCUUCUGCCAGCACCAACUACUUCCGCGCCAAGGGCCGCUUCCAAGCCAUUCUUAACGAACGCUCCCCACGAAAGUCGGCAUCUGCCAAUGCCGCUCCCAAGUCUGGGGCCGCUGGCGAGUCCAUCAACCCUGCUAGUACCGAUACCCCAGUGAAGAAGCCGCGUUCCCGCAAGCCUGCCUAUGCUGCUUCCAAGGCAACGGCCGCUAGUGAGACCAUCGGAUCUGAUGAUACCGACCCCGGUACCCUAGUGAAGAAGCCGCGUUCCCACAAGCCUGCCGAUGCAUUCUCCAAGUUUAGGGACGCUGGUAAAACCAUCGGAUCUGAUGAUACCGACCCUGGUACCUCAGUUGAGAAGCCGCGUUCCCGCAAGCGUGCAGCAGCCAAAGAUGCAUCCUCUGGCGACGAAGCGGAAGCCAAGCGACGACGCCUGGCUCCCUGGGCUGCCUGGAUUGCCUCCGUGGGUGACCCGGGGUCCCCUCCAACGACCGUUCCAAAUUACACCCAGCAGGCCGCGUCUGAGCCUGAGGAAUCUGUUCAAACGGGGAUGGCCAACGAGGCCAGCGACCUGACCGAGUAA